Nipponia nippon (crested ibis) is the source of this 1341-nucleotide messenger RNA. Lineage: Eukaryota; Metazoa; Chordata; Aves; Pelecaniformes; Threskiornithidae. The record is from RefSeq and is a predicted model, not a curated record.
AUGUUAAAGAUCAAGGAAGUGGUGGUGGGGUGCACUAGCGUUCCCUGUGCUGCUGCUGCGGAGAAGACCUGCCGUCCCCGGCAGCCCCGUGUGCGGCGCACCUCUUCGCUGGACACCAUCGUGGGCUCGUACCUGCUGGGACAGUGGCCGCGGGACGCUGAAGGAGCUUCCACUUCGUGCAUGAAUGACAAAGCUACCCAGACUCCAGUGUCCUGGCAUGACGUGGAAGUGGGGAAAGCCAGCUCCAGUGCCCACAAGCGUUCUGCUUCUUGGGGUAGCACAGAUCACCGCAGAGAGAUUGCCAAACUGAAGCAGCAGCUCCAGCGAACAAAGCUAAAUGGCAGAAGUGGCAAAGAAAAGGAGAAGAGCUCCCCGCUCCAGGGGGACCAUGCUGUCCUUGGAUCGCUCAGGGACGCUUCUUCAGGCUUCCUUUCUCCAUCGCCCGUUUUGAGGCUCAGCCCCUGUUUGCAUAGGAGCCUGGAAGGGCUAAACCAGGAACUGGAAGAAGUGUUUGUGAAGGAACAGGGAGAUGAAGAGCUUCUGCGGAUAUUGGAUGUCCCAGAUGGCCACAGGGCGCCAGCGCCUGCCCAGAGAGGCUCUGGAGAUGCGUCCCUGACUCUGGAGCCCGGCUCUCUUUCUCCUUCCCCUUCCGUGCCUCUCCGCCUUUCUCCGCACACCCUGGCGAGACUGGCGGCAGAAGAGCCCUCCUCUGCGGCAGACGAGGGUCUAGAAGAGCACGGCUGGUGUCGAGUCGGAGAGCGCUGCUGGAUUCUUCUAAAAACUUCUCAAAACCUCUCUUCUUCCCUGCUAGAGGAGGGCAGCCCUUCACCAGUCCUGGCCUUUGCUGCUUCUCCUCGGCCCAACCACAGCUACAUGUUUAAACGGGAGCCUCCUGAGGGAUGCGAGAAGGUCCGAGCCUUUGAAGAAGCUUCCUCCCCCAGCCCUGAUCAGCCUUUCCAGCCUUCCUGCCCGGAUAAGAACAAAGUGCACUUCAACCCCACCGGUUCUGCCUUCUGCCCCGUCAGCCUGGUGAAGCCUCUCUUCCCAAACGUGGGUUUCCUCUUCAGGAGCUUUCCAGCUUCUCCCAGCCCCGGCACGGGCGUGUUUACAUCCUGCCAGCCCGCAGCUCCCGCCCCGUUCCUUGGGGUGCGGAAGGACGCUGCAGUAGAUAGCUUCAGCGAGAGGGCCGGGGAGCAGCGGGUCCCUGACCGUGCCUCCCCUGGACACCUUUACCCCUCCAAACAAGCCUGGAGCUUCCGGAAGGCCGUGCUAAGCGGGGAGGAGCGCGGGGGGCUGAACGCAGCUUCGCCCAUCCGGGCUCCGGGAGGCUUGCGUGGCUGA